Rhipicephalus sanguineus (brown dog tick) is the source of this 2265-nucleotide messenger RNA. Its product is annotated as keratin, type I cytoskeletal 9. The record is from RefSeq and is a predicted model, not a curated record. Bases 54 to 1226 code for a protein of 390 amino acids. NCBI's taxonomy places the organism in Eukaryota, Metazoa, Arthropoda, Arachnida, Ixodida, Ixodidae. The transcript is spliced from 2 exons.
UCGAGGCCUUUCCGACGCGGACACGCCUGAAGAGAGAACACGCCCACUCGAUCAUGCAUACUGCCCUCACGCUGCUGUCUUCCCUGGUGGGCGUUGUCCUGGCGGGCAACAUUGGCACUGGCGGCGGAGGCUACUCGGGCGGGGAAUUCACAGGCGGAGCCUUUGGCGGCUACAGAAAUGUUGGCUAUGGUUCUACUGCUGGCGGCUACGGCGGUCGCGGCAUCGGCCGCUAUCACGCUGGCGGCUACGGCGGCGGUCUCGGAGGCGCCAACACUGCUGCGGGAGGCUCUGCAAAGGCGGCUCAUGGAGACGGCUACUUAUCCAGAGGCUAUAGCGUAGGCGACCACCACGGCGGCUACUCUGCAGCCGGAGCAAAUGCACCCUUCGGAAGACACAGCGGAGCUUCAAACUACGCUACAACCGGCGGCAGUAUUAGCGGCUACAACGGUGACGGUACUCUCAGCAGCUACGGCGGAACGCAGGGCGGCUUUCCAGAAAACGCGAAGAUUGGUAAGCACUCCGGCAACCAGUACGGUGGCGCGUCGCUCUCAGGCGCUGCUGGGCCGAGUCGUGGCUUUAGAGGUACCAGGCUUACAGCAGGUUACGAAGGAGGGAUCACUGGUGCCGGACUCGUUGAAUCGGUGUACGCUGGUGGAUUCACGGGCAACACGGUAACCAUACCGGCGAAGGUGAUUGUCCUGAAAGUCCCAAUAUCUCACAGUGAGGCUGGAGGCUUUCCUCACUCAGCCGGCAGCUAUUCGGGUGGAGGAUAUGGACCAUCCAGGUACGCACCAUCGUCUGCUGGAUAUGCAAGCGUUGGCUCGUCUACUGACGGUAGAUCUCACCAAGCAUAUGGAUUGUCGAGCGGUGGUCACCUUAGUGUCAGCGGAGUUGGAGGUGGUGUAGAAAAGCCCAGUUACGGAGGUUUCAAUGGAGGUUCAGGAAAACCCUAUGCCGGUAAGGUAGUGUUCGACAAUGGACAUCAUGGUGAGCUUACUGCGAGGAACGUUCAUGGAGGAUUUGAAGGAUUUACCGGAAGUUACGGAGGUGGGUCCACCGAGAGCCAUGGUGGCAGCCACGCUGGAGCUAGGAGCUUUGCAAGAUCGGAUGUGCACGGGGCCGGUAAAGCUGCCUUUGGUGGCAUGCAUCACGGCUACGGAGGAAGUGGUUACGGCGCUUCCAAAGGCGGUGGCAGCUACGGUGUUGCAAAGGGUGGUUACUGGUGAAAAUUCAUUCAUUUCUACCUUGAGCUUUAUGAGUGAAAUGACCCGCCCCCGACUGUGCUUUUUAACUACGGAGAAUGGGGCUGACGCUCUUGGUCGCAUGCAUCUCGAGAAAUAAUGUUCUUUUGUAAUAUUUUUACCUUGUAAGAGUCUAUUUCACAUACGGAAAUAAUCCGUGCAGUCGCUGUCGCACAUGCAUCACUAUCCCGACUAAUGAGAAGUAGAAGUAAUGCUGCUGGAACCGACAAGCUGUUAGAUAAAAAAGGUUGUGUAGCGAUUGGCGUAGUUGUAAAUCCUGCGCUAAAUACAGUUCCACUACUAUGAAACCUGAGGACAAUUGCCAUUCGUAAAGCUCCCACUGCGCCAUUUACCGAACCGCGGAUGAGGUCUAUGUUUGAGGUAAACAUUUCGGGUUUCUCCGGCAACGAGCAGAAUCUGAUUAGGGAGAUUCGCAAACUCGAUGUACGACAUGCGCGCUACUUUUUGCUCUGCUUUAUCGACUUCCUGCUUGCUACGCCAGUUGUGAUACAUGUCGUCUGCAGCGAGUUCCGUCAGGUUGUUUCCCCUCAAGGUGUAGCGACGAAGGGGCCGUUGAAGCGCCGGUGGGAGGAGCAAUCGCGUGCUCGGCGAGGCCCAAUCUCGCGCGUCUCGGGUGUCAGCCGCGUGUUUCCGAAGCGUUUUUAGCGAGCUUAAGUUAAUUAUUACGAUCACUUCUCGGUUGUUUCUGGUAAUUAUAUUAUUUUAGACUUUGAUCGUUUACUUUAACCUGGUUUUGAGCAUUGCUAGCCUUGCUUUAGGCCUGUAUUCAGCAGCUGAUUGUGAGGGUGGUCACGCCGCAUGAGAUCUACGGACGACAAGCCGGGGCUCUACGGUGCUACGCAUUUAAAGGCCGAGCGAUAUUGCUUGUUGGACGACAUCUCGCCACUUCAAGACUGCGUUUUUCCUCGUUCCAGUGGGAAGUGAUCUGGUAAUCAAAAGUGGUCAUCCGUGCAAGUUGUGUGCAAGUGUCUGAGUGCUUAAUUUAUCUACGAGCGAAUAAAAG